Mucor velutinosus is the source of this 975-nucleotide messenger RNA. Its product is annotated as Peroxisomal membrane protein PAS20. Gene Ontology annotation, biological process: glucan catabolic process. The record is from RefSeq and is a predicted model, not a curated record. Gene Ontology annotation, molecular function: hydrolase activity, hydrolyzing O-glycosyl compounds. Lineage: Eukaryota; Fungi; Mucoromycota; Mucoromycetes; Mucorales; Mucoraceae. Bases 1 to 975 code for a protein of 324 amino acids. The transcript is spliced from 2 exons.
AUGUUGUCCUAUAUCUUUGUCAUGCUUGUAGCAGCAUGGAUCCAACUUGUUCACGGCAACAGCGUCAACUACACAUUGCAAACUGACUACAGCGGUACAUCGUUCUUUGACAAGAUCGACUUUUAUUCUGGCAAAGAUCCUCUCGGUGGGUUUGUUCGGUAUCAAGAUAGCCCCAAUGCUACAUCGCUCGGUUUGGCCUACGUCAAUGACAAGAACAGAGUCAUCUUGAAGCCUGAUAACACUACGAUUACUCCAGAUGGUCGACCUUCUGUUCGACUUCAUUCAAAAGAAGUGUAUAAUGGAGGCUUGUUCCUGUUUGACAUCAAUCACAUGCCACAAGGGUGUGGUACUUGGCCUGCCUAUUGGUUGGUAGGUCCUUCUUGGCCGAACAAUGGUGAAAUCGAUAUUUUAGAAGGUGUGAACACACAAAAGACAAACGGCAUGACAAUAUAUACAUCUCAAACAUGUUCUAUGGUCGGUACAAAGCAAUUGAUGACAGGCACAGCAUCUAGAUCCACAAGUUGUAAUGUAAAGCAGCAUGGAACAGGUUGUGGUAUUAAGGAAAACCGCACCACAUCCUAUGGUGUUGGUUUAAACAAGAAUGGCGGCGGCAUCUAUGCUAUGCGCUGGGAGCAAGCAACUGGUAUUCAGGUCUGGUUUUUUCCACGCAAUCAUUUACCCGCUGAUCUCAAUUCAGCAACAACCACUCUGGCGAAUACAACCAGGAUUACGAUGACCGAUUGGGGUACUCCAGUGGCCGAUUAUCCUUUUGGGAACAACUGCAAUAGUACAUUGUUCAAGGACAUGAGGGUUGUCAUCAAUUUAACGUUUUGUGGAAGAUGGGCUGGUAAACAGAGUACGUACAGCGGUGCUGGAUGUCCAUCAGAAUGCACCUUGUAUGUUGAAAACACAUCACAUGCAUUUGAUGAAGCAUAUUGGGAUAUCAAUUAUCUCAGAGUGUAUCAGCAGCAGUAA